Messenger RNA from Camponotus floridanus (Florida carpenter ant), 2464 nucleotides. RefSeq names its product cytochrome P450 18a1 (gene Cyp18a1). The record is from RefSeq and is a predicted model, not a curated record. The transcript has 5 exons. Gene Ontology annotation, biological process: xenobiotic metabolic process. Lineage: Eukaryota; Metazoa; Arthropoda; Insecta; Hymenoptera; Formicidae. Gene Ontology annotation, molecular function: oxidoreductase activity, acting on paired donors, with incorporation or reduction of molecular oxygen, reduced flavin or flavoprotein as one donor, and incorporation of one atom of oxygen; heme binding; iron ion binding. Bases 465 to 2174 code for a protein of 569 amino acids. Gene Ontology annotation, cellular component: cytoplasm; intracellular membrane-bounded organelle.
UGUUAGUACAUACUCAAUCCUUCCGUAGCUCGCACGGUUCACUUCGUGACGAGUGGCGGAGAAUUCGGCUGCGGUGUGUGACCGACUUUUUUUUCUCUCUCUCUCUCUCUCUCUUCUUCUUUUCCUCCUACUUCUUUUCCUUCUCUUCGUUCCUUCCUCUAUUAUCGCUCCCUUCUCUCUGUCCCGAAAAUUGUUCGUUAUCACCUUGCGUCUUUCGGGACCUCCCUCUUCCCAGUACACGCCUUUAAUCGAGUAAAAUAGUUAUCUUACCGCGCGCGGACGUAUUGUUUAUUUCUCUCGCGACAACAGUCAUCGCAACAUCGAAUAGAGUCGGAGGAACAUAGUCCGCGGGAAACGGGAGACCAUAUUUCAGAAAAGAAGACGAAAUUGUGCUUUAUCUUUCUUUUAUCGAGAGAGACUUUAAAAGAGAUAUACAGACCGAGAUAUAAAGACAGAGACUUUAUAUGAUACAUACAGUCAGUGGUAACCACUCGUUACGACACGUUACGAGUGCUUCGAAUUUCGAUCGAUCGCUCGAACUCAACAUGCUAGAGUAUCCAUUGAUGCAGGCGAGCUGGCACGAGAUGGGGAAGAUCGAUAUAGUUUAUAUCCUUGUCGAAUUCAGCAGUGUUUUCCUAUUUGUGCGGUUGUUUAUUAAUUGGAUCAAGUACAUCUGCUCUUUACCGCCCGGUCCUUGGGGGUUGCCGUUGGUAGGCUACCUGCCCUUCAUAAACGGCAGUGACCUUCAUCUGCAGUACUGCGAGAUGGCCCAAAAGUACGGCCCGAUAUUCUGCGCUCGUUUGGGUAAUCAGCUGGUCGUCGUCGUCAGUGAUUAUCGAAUCAUACGCGAUAUGUUUAGACGCGAGGAAUUCACCGGCAGGCCGCACAUCGAGUUCACCAACAUCCUCGACGGAUAUGGCAUCGUCAAUACGGAGGGUGCCUUGUGGAAGGAUCAGAGGAGAUUUCUUCACAACAAGCUUAGAUGCUUCGGGAUGACGAACCUCUCCGCUAAAAAUAAAAGUUUGGAAUCGAAAAUUAUGAACGAAGUUGUUACGUUUUUGCGGGGGUUGGCGGUACGACAUGGGACGCCCAUAAACAUCUCGCUUCCCCUCGGUAUGUCGAUCAGUAACGUGAUCUGCACGCUCUUAAUGGGAAUGCGUUUCCAUCACAGCGAAUGGCGAUUCAAAAGAUUCAUGGCUCUCAUCGAGGAAGGAUUCAAGUACUUCGCCAAGAUAGCACUCAUCAACUAUCUAUGGCCUUUCAUCAACUAUCUAUUGCGUUUCUUACCUUGCAUGCAAGUCACUAGAAACAAGAUCUCGCAGAAUCGGGCGGAAAUGGCAAAUUUCUUUCAAGAGACUAUCGAUCAGCACAGAGCAACGUUCAACAGGAACAACGUGCGCGAUAUCGUGGACACUUAUUUGCUCGAGAUUGAGCAAGCCAAGGAGGAAGGACGGGAGGAACAGCUUUUCGAAGGAAAAAACCAUGAUCGUCAGAUGCAGCAGAUUUUGGGCGAUCUCUUCUCUGCUGGUAUGGAAACGGUGAAAACUACUCUGGAGUGGGCGGUGAUUUUCAUGUUGCACUAUCCGAAGGCAGCAAAAGCGGUGCAAAGGGAAUUGGACGAGGUCGUAGGAAGAGCUAGAAUGCCCACAUUGGAGGAUCUCCCCUUCCUUCCGAUCACCGAGGCAACGAUUCUAGAGAUUCUUCGCAAAUCCAGUAUCGUCCCGCUUGGAACCACGCACGCCACCACACGAGACACGACAUUGAACGGCUACGCGAUACCAGCUGGUACCCAAAUAGUGCCGCUGUUGCACGCGGUGCACAUGGACCCGAAACUCUGGGAUGAGCCUGAGGUCUUUCGACCAUCCCGUUUCCUCUCCAGCGAGGGUAAGAUUUGCAAGCCGGAAUACUUCAUGCCGUUCGGAGUCGGUAGACGAAUGUGUCUGGGCGAAGUACUGGCGCGCAUGGAGAUCUUCCUGUUCUUCGGCUCGCUGAUGCACACCUUCGAUCUGAGUCUGCCCGAAGGCGCCUCGUUGCCGAGUCUGCGGGGCAAUGCCGGUAUCACGAUAUCCCCGGACCCCUUCAAGGUUUGCUUCCUACAGAGGGACUUCAAUGUGGAAUGCGGCAGUAACGAGGUCACCACCGGCGGUCCUUUACGUAACGUCGGCAGCCAUUAAGCUUGUUCAGCGGGCUCCAGAACCAUGGGCACGGUAGUUGUUCCUAUUGCCGCACAAAGAUCGAACAAAGAGAGAUUUUGCGCCACGGGAUCAUCCAUUCACGCGCGCAUCGGCCGAGGUGGACUCCCAUAAGGUUGUCUGAUUGUUUGCUAUUAUUGGAGAACGAUCGAGAAUUUUUAUGCUAAAUUUUAUAAUCGCGAUUUAGUACUCAUUUCGAUUUUAGUACUCAUUUCAUUUUAAAUAAGAAUACAAUUUCGUGGACUUAUUCCAUUUAUAAGAAUAUCUAGGAG